This is a messenger RNA of Aspergillus welwitschiae, 546 nucleotides long. RefSeq lists its product as uncharacterized. The record is from RefSeq and is a predicted model, not a curated record. Bases 204 to 440 code for a protein of 78 amino acids. The transcript has a single exon. NCBI's taxonomy places the organism in Eukaryota, Fungi, Ascomycota, Eurotiomycetes, Eurotiales, Aspergillaceae.
CCACGCCCGUGUUUUCCCUCCCGCGGUCCCCUAAUCACACGAUCUUGUUACCUAAACAUCCACCCUUCAACCUUCCCAUGUCUCAGCCUUCAAUACGAACUACCAUCUCUUCUUCCGGAAUUAUUCACCGCGCAUCCUCAUAGAACACUUUUAUCUACCUCAAGCCAAGAAACCAAGAAAACCUAAAACGCCCCCUUACCCUCAUGACUGCCGUAGCCCUCGCUUACGCCCUGACAACCCCGACACCCAUGUGUUUGAGGUUGCUGUUGGCCCCCAAACCAAAGGGCCAAAACCUGCGAAGUAGAGAUAGACAGCCACUACUAAAGUCGUCUAAAUUAAUUCCUUGGCCCGAUCCUAAUUCAUCUAAGCCAAAUCAUACCAAUCAGCCUCAGCCAGCGGGCGGCCCCUUGGAUUCCCUGUCCUUACUUUAUACUACUUAGUCUAGUGCGUGUGGAUGGAUAGACGAUCAACGGCUGUCUGUUUUGGUUUACCUGAACGCCAACUAACGCUAAUGCAAGGCUGUGUUCGUGUGUGGAGUCUGUCCUG